Messenger RNA from Neocloeon triangulifer, 5744 nucleotides. It is a transcript of the gene htk, whose product is annotated as AT-rich interactive domain-containing protein 4A. Bases 219 to 5210 code for a protein of 1663 amino acids. The transcript is spliced from 21 exons. The record is from RefSeq and is a predicted model, not a curated record. Gene Ontology annotation, molecular function: transcription cis-regulatory region binding. Gene Ontology annotation, biological process: regulation of transcription by RNA polymerase II. Gene Ontology annotation, cellular component: nucleus. Lineage: Eukaryota; Metazoa; Arthropoda; Insecta; Ephemeroptera; Baetidae.
CUCCUUCACUUCCAACUUACACAACUGUUUUCCUCCGCUCUACUUGGAUGCGUUGGUUGUUCCUACUGGCCGAAGAGCGGAAAAUGCCCGUGGCCGACGCGUAGACAGACGUAGCGUCGACGAAGAUUUCGGCUGAGCGAUCGUCGUAAGCGACACUAAUCGAGGUGCAUUAAUUGUGAUGGAAUUCCAAAAAAAUUGAGCUGGAGUCGUUUUUGAAAAUGCAUGCUUCAGGAAGGAGAAGAGAUGGCGACGAGCCUCCUUAUUUAACGGAAGGCACAGAGGUCAGUGCCAAGUACAAAGGAGCCUUUUGCGAGGCAAAAGUUAGGAAAGUUGUUCGUUCCGUCAAGUGCAGGGUCACUUUGAAAUCAGGAGGAACUAUAGUGGUGCAGGAUGAUCAAAUCACUGGACAUUUGAUGAAUGGAGCAAAUGUUGAAGUCAAAUUGCCAGACAAGAAAGAUCCUAUCGAGGGCACUAUUGCCAAAAUACAAGACUGUAGUCAGUACACCGUAGUUUUCGAUGAUGGGGACAUCACAACAUUGAGAAGGACUGCCUUGUGCCUAAAAAGCGGCCGUCACUUUGCAGAGGGGGACACCCUAGACAAACUUCCCCUGACUCACCCUGAGCAUUUCAGCAACCCAGUGGUCAACAACAGGCGAGGCAGACGCAGCAGGCAGGCCCAUGAUGAUAGCAUGGACGAUGACGGUCCCAAGAAAGGCAAGAAGAAGGAGGAAAGGGAGGCAGACAUUGGCAAGGUUGUCUGCGUUGAGGUUGGUGAUAAGAAAAAGGUCAAGGACAACUGGUUUCCUGGAUUGGUAGUAGAGCCAACUGCACAAGACACUGUAAAGAUCAAUGUUAAGGACGAGUACCUUGUCAGAUCCUUUAAGGACGGUCGAUAUUACACGGUGCCAAAGAAGGAAGCAUUUGAGUUCACAAGGGAGAUAGGGGCUAAGGUGGACAACAAUAGCCUCAAAGCUGCUGUUGACAAGGCAGUCCUCUUUUUGGACAAGGACGAACUUCCUCCUCACUGGGACAGAGACCUUUUGUUUGGCCUAGAGGAAUCCUCAGACAGCGACACUGAUGGAUCUGAUUCUGAAUCUGAAAGGCAAGAAGACAAGGACCAAUUUGUAGCCAAGCUUUUUACCUUCAUGGAAGGCUGCGGCUCACCCAUUAACAACGCACCUUCAAUCUAUGACGAGGAUCUUGAUUUGCACAAACUUUUCAAAGUGGUUGAGAGACUCGGAGGCUACAAUAAGGUGACUGCUCAAAGCCAGUGGAAGCUUGUGACUCAAAAGCUGAACCUGAUGAAUAUUACUGCCAACACCACUACUGCCAAUCUUGUCAAAAAUCUUUACAAAAAAUAUUUACAUGGUUUUGAGGAUUUCAACCGGAAACUUGGUUGCACAAUGCAGAACUCGCCACACAGCAAAUCGAGAAGGCGUACAGGGGGUCGAAGUAUCAUUAGGGAAAAGGAUCGUGCAACACCCGUGUCCAAGCCAUCCGUCGAGAAAGAGAAACAACCAUCGCCAGCUGCUGCUACCCCUAAGUCAGAGAAAAAGGCUGAGAAGGGAAAGCAGCAAGUUAAGUCGGAGAAAAAAACUGAAGAGGGAGUGAAGAAGGACUCUAAGGUAAGGAGCGAGCGUCUUCAGAACAAGAAAGACGAGGGCAAUUUCAAGAAGAGGCUGUGGAAAGAGGACAGCCAGUCUGACAACGAAGGUGGCCCACCCCCUCCGAUUCAGAAUCAGAGGGUUGAACCUUCGACUUCAAGCACCCCAGAGCCCAAGGUGGCCAAGCGCAAGGUUGAGAGUGAAGAGAGUUCUGACGAGGAGGAGCUGCAGGCAGAAAAGAGAGAGAAGAGGGUUAAGACAAGAAUCGCUGAAGAGGAGAAGUUAAAGAAGAAAAGUGAGACGCCAGAUAAGAAGGUGGGUGAGGUGCAGACACCGAUCAGAGAGGAAAAGAAACCCUUGGUCAAGAGCAAGGCCAAGGAUGGCGACGACUCAAGUAGUUCAACAGCAGGGUCUAUUACACCAAGCACAGUGGUUGCUAAAAAGCGGGGAAGAAAGAGAAAAGAGAGUGAAAAAACUGAAGAACAUGUGUACCUGGCAAGUGAUAUUCAAAUCCAAGUUGGUGAUAAGUUGAAGGUUUAUUAUGGGCCCCAAGAUGAAGCCAAGGUCACAUACGAAGCUAAGGUUAUAGACAUCGAUGUUGCGGGAGGCACAUACAUGGUGCAUUACACUGGCUGGAAUACGCGGUACGAUGAGUGGGUCAAGAGGGACAGGAUAGCAAUCAACUUAAGUUGGACACCUGCGAGAGCAAAGCGAACGGGCAGGCCUCCUGCACAGCCUUCACCCAGCCCUCAAACCAAGGGUCCUUCAAAAGUUGUUCCAAGUGGUCCUCCCAACAUGCGAUCGUCGAGAUCAGGCAAAGAUAGCUCAACACGUUCCACAACACCCUCUUCUGUCACUUCCUCGUCCAGCCGGACAAAAUCGCCAGCACAAAGCAGCAGAGCACAACGAGCGGUCAAAAGGUCAGAGAGGCUGAGAAGACCUAGAAGAAUUUCGGGCACAGACGAUAAAUAUUCCGACUCUGAGUCUGAUGAGUCCGAUGAUGAUGAAGAGGAGGAGGCACCAAGGCCCAGGCUAAGGAGAGACUCAACAAGUGGCUCCGACGGAAAAGUUGGCAGAAGGAAAAUUGUGAAGAAAGAGGUCUUGGAUGAGGAGGAAGGCAAAGAUUCGGACAGUCAGGAUUCGAAGAGAAGAUCCAAGCGAGAUCAAAAGUCAGCAGAUUCCGACUCAAAGGAAGAGGAAGAUGAUGAAAGUGUGGACGAGCAGAAGGGCCGCAACUUUAACCUGAGUCAGCUGAGGUCAGAGAUGAGGGGUUUCGACAAGGCCCUGAAAUCAACUGAAACUGCGCAGGACGCCCAGAAACUUGUCGAAGUGAAGACGGAGUCGCUAGCUAAAGAGGCCAGGUCUGAAGAUCUCUUUUCAAUGGAUGAUGAUGACAUCUACGAGUUCAAGGAGCCUGAGCCGUUUAAACCAGAGAACAGACUGAAGAGGGAAUCUGUCCCUGAAGACAAGUUUAAAGCUGGAAGCGGCAGCAGUAAGCAAACGCCCCCAAAGGCUGAAUCUCCGGCUACCAAGAGGAAAUUUGCCAAGAAGGAUGCUAACAAGACGAGUAGCAUAGAUUUGCCCAUUGUAGAUGAAAAGAGGCGGCGGCGAACAACUAGCAAACAGGAUGAGGUCACGUUGGACAAGGACUGGUCUGCGGGUAGUGGCGACUCCUUCAAGAGCCUCAGCGCCAGUCCACCUGCCUUCUCUGCAGAUAUUCCUUCUACCACCUUGGGAAGCGGCGGAAAGAAGCCCAUAUAUGCGUCCACCAGUCUUUUUGGAGACCCACACUCUGGUCAAGAGGAUGAGGAGCAAGACGAUAGGCUGGUCAUUUCGGAGAGCGCUGCCGGUGAAAGCCCUUCGCUGCCUUUUGAGAUUGAGCCGUCCGUAGAGGGCAAGAAGGAAGAGGCUGCUGUUGAGGAAAAGCAAGGCAAGGAGUUGGCAGAGUUGGUGGUCAAGACAGAAGAGAGUGAUGAGGGCACCCUGGCCAAGGUGCCUGUAAGCGAUACUUAUAGAAAGUACCUGGAAGAGGCGGGCGAGUGGCCAAAAAGGAAACAGGAUCUCAUCCAUGAGACCAUUGAGCGCGUCAUACAGCAAGCUGGUGAUGAGAAGAAACUGGUCAAGCCAUCAACCAGCACUUCUACAGAGUCCCUCCCACCAAAGGUGACCCUUCUCAAGGCUGUGCCCAUCACCGAGGUUAAGAAUCUGAGUAAGGACAGCCCAUUGGUUGCUGCCAGUAAAAUUAAGGUGGAGGAUUUGAAAAAGACUACCUUGGUGGCCGCCGGCAAAGGAACACAGAUCUCAUUUCUUGUGCACACGGUCACAAAGAAGGUUGAGCCCGUCAAGCCAGAAGAGGAAAAGAGCGUAAAGGCGCCAGCUGAGAACCUCAGCACCAAGCCACUGCAGAGCUGGAAGUCAAAUUCACGUGAGCUGUGCAAGGCAUUACGCAAGGAGCCUCGCAAGAAGGCUCUAAAGAAGACAGUCAGCAAAGAGUUCAUUGAUGACGAUGAUUCAAGCUCCGAAUCGGACAGCAGUGAGGACCUGAAGCUGGUCAUUGACAGGCUGGAGGAGUCGGGCCAGGAGUCGAGCGACUCAGAAUCUGUUGGCAGCAAGAAAAAGAGCAAGCAGGACAAAAAGAAGCAGCAGGCUGAUGAGGAGGAGAGUAGUCUCAACUCGCUUCUCUGUGAAGAGACCAUACCUGGUAGCCCUGUGCCCGGUGAGGAGCAAGUUGUGGUGCCCAAAAAGGUCAGCCAGGAAGCGCCCAAGGUCAGGGAAAUUCCUUUCGCCAGCAUGGUGGCAGGUGGAAGCAGCGCUGAGGGAGGAAAUGCUGAUGGGCCCUCCACCUCAAAGGGGUACGCCGCCCCUGCCGCUGAAGAGAAGCCUGACCUGCGGAAGGACGAAAACGAUGCAGCCCCAGUAAUGGAGAACACACCACCCACCACACCUGACAGCUCAAGUUCAAUCUCCGGAUCACCUGCAAGGGACCAAAGUGAGAAAUCUCCAAAGCAGGACAGUGGCAAGUCUGAACAAGACUUGUCUGAGGUGGACCUAGACAGCCCCAUUGAUGGCGCCAAGGGCGAAAGCGAGGACUCAAUGCUCAAUGUGGAUGUGGGUUGCGAAAGUCCAACAACGGGCAAAGGCAAGACGCCCCAGAAAAAGGGUGCAGCGGCGGCCAAAGACAACCUUGAUUCUCUUGGCAAGAAAACUAAACGCAAGAGCAGAAAAGAGGCUGAGGUGCCCACACCGAAGCGAUCACGUUAUUCUGCAGGCAGAAGCGCUAGGAAUAUGGACGCCGCCAGCGACAGUGAUGACAAUGUGGAUAGUACUAAUUUAAUGAGCAUUAGCAUUGCUAACACUGACAAUCUGCUGGCCAAUCAACCUUCAAGACCUUCUCGGUACAACUUUUAUGCAGAACUAGACCCUUCCAUGGAGUGCAGCCAAAGGAUACAAUUGCUGCAGACUCGUUUGCAGGAGCUGAGGAAAACGUACAUGACCGUGAAGGCGGAACUGGCGUUCAUUGAUCGGCGAAGAAAGAAACUGCGACGCAAGGAGAGGGAGGCGAGCAAAACGACAGCUUCCAAACAGGAGGUCUGGUGUGCAACAUGACCGACAAAGAGGUCCAGCAACCAGCAGCCCUUAGGCUCAGCAGCAAUCAACAGGCUAACACGGCCACAACUCAUUCAAUUACCUUAAAGGAGUCUGCAUGUUUUUACAAAGUAGAUUUAGAACCAAUUUUCAACUGCAAAGAGACGACAUGAACAUCUAGAUAAAGCAUUUUUGCAAGGAAUGCUGCAUUUAUUGUGUAUAAAUUGGAAAAACGAACUUGAAACAUAUCAGGGUUACUAUGCAACCUGAUUUUGUCUUGAACAAUUCUGUAAAUUAAUUGGAACGUUUACACCUAAAAAUAUUUAAAUGAAAUGGACAUAUAAAAAUGCAGUGUAAAUAUGAUUUUUAUAGGCACUCUUUCAGUUCGUGUUUGAAUUGUUCUGAACUCAUUUCCUACUAUGUUGACGAUGUUAAAAAAAAACUUCUUAAAAUUGUACGCAGCAUUAAGAAAUGUAGUACUUUGUGUGAAUUUAUGGAAAUCGCAAUUGAUUAAAGCUGGAUUAAAGUAAUUAAUAUAAUGUUAUUGAAUUUAAA